AUGGCUCCCCAUCUUCCUCAAGAAAUAUUAUGUUUGAUUGCAGAGCACCUGCAGGAACUAAAGGCCUCUCUGGUUCCUUGUACUCGAGUAUGCCGUCAAUGGCAAGUCGGUUUCGAGCCCCUCAUUUACGCUGAACCGAUCAACGUUUUCAGUGCCGAUGGUGUCAGCAAGGAAGGUUGUGGAAGGGCAAUGCCAUUGAGUCACUUUCAGAAAGUAACCUCUGGCAAUGGAGUGGCACGACGAGGUCUGAUCCGACAUUUGAGCUACCACAUUGUUGUGCCUAUUGACCUUGCGGAUUGGCAAACCCGCAAGCAAAAAGGAUAUAACCUAGAGAACAGUGUACGUCAGAAUAAUGAUAUUGCCUUUCAGUCGGCAAUAGUCGAUCUUUUCAAUACUCUCACACUGUGGGAUCCCGAUUCGAGGCUUUCACUUGACUUGGCGUUGUUGGGUCGUGAAGAGGGAAAGGAGCCUCGCACAACUGAUUUCCCCAUUGCGGGUGACUAUUGCUAUGAUUAUACAAAGGGAAGAACUAGGUCAGUGACUGUCUAUCGGGCACGCUUUCCAGACGACGGGCUCUCCCUUCUUCCGGCUGUCGCGUGUAUCGAUCGUCUUUUCUUUCAUUACGAUUACCCUUGUCAUCAAAUAUGGGCCGGAUCCGCCAUGGAAAUUGCUCGGCGCUGUAUAAGCCUUACAGAGAUCAUACUGGACCUAAAUGAAUAUAUUCGCCCGGAUCACAUUGAAUAUAUUCAAGCAAGGCGUCAAGCUGUGGCCGACGGUCUUUUGACCAUGCCACAUAGCCUGAAGAUUUUUAAUUUCCGUAACCAGGAUGAGAGCCCAUGGAAAGAAAUGAUGUCUGGCUUGAAUGUUCUACUUUCGGAUAACGAUUUCCUUUCUCAGAACAUUCUAAAUCUGAGUCUAUCGCUCAGAGAAUUAAAAAUGCGUAAUCUUUCGCUCACACCAGAUUUCAUGUUCCCCUUGGAUACAGAAAGCCAUCCCUUACCGACUUCCCGAUCUCUCUACUGGCCUUCAUUAGAAGUGGUAGAGCUAACUCAUGUACCUCCAAGACUUCCAUCAGGCGAGUGGGUUGCUCAUCCAACACCUGAGGACCAACUCAGAAUCGAUGAAGUUAAAGACUGGGAGUUCAUCAUAUGUGACCUUGAAGAAGGCUUAAUUGAGCGGCCUAUUUUCGACCGCGAACAUUUCUACCGAACUCUCAUUUCCCUCGGCCAUACAGCUCGCCAUAUGCCAUGUUUAAGGUACAUGAAAUAUCGUCUCGGUCAUACCACUCAUUUUGAAUUUGAAUUUGAACUCGAUAGCUCGUCGGGGGAGGCGGAGUGGCUGCUUGAUUCUCCUUUUCGACCGGAUCAACGGGUAGCGGAUGUGUGGAAAUUUCCACUAGAGGACGAAGAUGUGAAGUUACCUCCAAUGUCAAUCACUAUUGCUGACUGGAGUCAAUAUAUGGCCGGAUCUCAGGGGAACGCGAAGGAAUGA
Messenger RNA from Penicillium cosmopolitanum, 1491 nucleotides. Its product is annotated as F-box protein. The transcript is spliced from 3 exons. Gene Ontology annotation, molecular function: protein binding. Bases 1 to 1491 code for a protein of 496 amino acids. Lineage: Eukaryota; Fungi; Ascomycota; Eurotiomycetes; Eurotiales; Aspergillaceae. The record is from RefSeq and is a predicted model, not a curated record.